GUUUUAAUGGAAGAUGACCCUCUCGAUCUUCGUGCUCAGAUGUGGUUCAUGCACGAUGGUGCUCCUCCGCACUUUAGUGGAUCAGAAGAAGAGGAGAGAUGUUCCUGUCGAAUAGCCCCCCAGGUCCCCCGACUUAACGCCGUGAGAUUUCUUCUAUGGAAAUCCUUAAAGAAUAAAGUUUACGCCACUCCUGUGGAAUCCCAGGAAGAAUUAUUACGGAGGAUUCAAAACGAGGCGGACAUUUCUGGAAUAGCAAUAAUAGCUGCUGGUGCUAUAGUUCUGGCAAAUGCUUCGGAAUUCAAUCACUUUGCUGAUAAUGGUUUGAUAGGACCACCAAUAGUCUUUAUUGUGGCCGGUGCUAUUGUUUUCAUAAUUGCGUUUCUGGGAUGUUUCGGUGCUAUUAAGGAAUCGUAUAAUAUGUUAAUGGCUUUCGCGGGACUAUUAUUGAUAAUUUUUAUAAUUGAACUGGCUGUUGGAAUAGCAGCUGCAGUUUACAAGGCUGAUUUUCAUAAUGCACUUAAUAGUACUUUAAGGAAAUCCAUGCAAAAUUACUCAAGUGACUCUGAAAUGAUUGCGUGGAAUAAUCUACAAAAGAAGUUCGAGUGUUGUGGUGUCGACGGACCAAGCGAUUGGGAAGCCCAUGGACAUUCCUUGCCUUUUUCAUGUUGUAAUGUAAUUGAAGGAGGGAAUGAAAAAAUAGAAAUGUACUGUAUUAAUAAUGGCGUUGGGAAAUACUUGUUCCAGGACGGUUGCUAUCAAAAACUGCAAAAUCAGAUUAAUUCUAAUGCUAAAAUCCUUAUUGGUGUUGGCAUCGGCAUUGCAUUUAUUGAGGUGGUUGGAAUAGUGCUAGCGUGUUGGUUAGCACAUACGAUAAAAAGAGAAGAUACUUCCAAAUAAGAAGAUGGAGAUGUUUUAAGUUAUCGAAAAUCAUCGUCAUAUGAAGUCUAUUAAUUUUUAAUUAAUAUAAAUAUGUGUUUUACAAAUAUCCUGAAACUGUUUUCAUAUGUUAUUUUUUCACACAUCUAAACAGAUUAUUAUCCUUAAGGAAUUAUACAAGGUGAUCCAGAAAUAAGUGCCAAAAUUUUAACCAUCUAUUUGUCAUCAAAAGCAACAAAUUUUGUCUAAUAAAUUUUUUGGAACACUAAUUUUGUUAAGUAUUUUAUACCCAUUAAAAUAACACUAACGUAUUGUAUAUGGAAAAAAUAUCUAAGUAAUUAAUGCGACUGUUUUGUGAAAUAAUUUCUUAAAAUUUAUUGCUUAAUAGUCUAAAUAUUAAUACUAGCACUAAUUAGUUAUUUAUUGUGUUUCUUUUUGUUUAUUAUUUACUCAACUAGGUGUUUAGACUUAUAAUUCAGUAACGGAUAACAGAAGCAUAAAAAUAUUUUAAAAAUUAUAUUAUCUUAAAUACUAAGAAAUUUUCGAAAAAAAUUAUUAUACAAAAGUUAUUGUUUUUGGCACUUAUUUAUGAAACACUAAUUUUUUGUUUUUUUUUGUAAUUAUAUCUAUUUCGUUCUCAUAUAUUUACAAUAACUAUAAAUACAGAUUAACACGAGUUACCUAUUAUAUUUUGUCAAAUAAAUGUACAAGGUACUUUAUUCCAUCUGUGUGUAAAACUUGUUAAAAAUUAAAGAAACUGUGCUCUGAUGAGACUGUUUAAAUACCAGUAAAUAUCUAGGUAUAGUUUGUUUUCAUAAAUGGUCACCUCAUAAGAAAAUACGAAAAUAAGAUAAAAUUUUAUAAGUACCAACACUUUUAAUUUUUUACUUAAUUUUCACUUGUAUAAUUUUUUUUGCAAAUGUGUUUAUUUUAAUAAGUUCGUAGUUAAAAUCAGUUUGAGAUUCACUCUGAUCAUUAAGAAGUAUGUAUAACUAGAUACAUAGAUAUUUCAAUAUAAAAGUGAUAGAAACAAACGUUAUUGAAGAAAACUGUUUUAAGUUUUUUCAAUGAUUUAAGAAAUAAAUAUUUUAAAAUAUUUGGGAAUUCAUAGUUCUAUUUACUGGUUCAUUUUUAAAUUCUGUUGUUCUGUUGCAAACAAAAUAAAAUCUAUCAGUAUAAUUUAAUAUUUUAUGUGUCACUAAUUGCAAAUUAAGUCUUUUUAUAAAAUGCCUAGGCAUUGACUGACUAGUCAAAUUAUAAAAUGAUGUAGGUAUAAAUAGAUUUUUUACAGUUUGAUUAAAAAUUCUAGGCGUUUUACAAAAUUGCGAAUAGUUAUGUCUUAUUGUAAAAUGAACACAAAAACCAAUAUUUUUACAUAGCACCUAGAAUAAAUAGAACAUAUUCAGACAUAUUAUAAUGAGACUGCUCUGGAGUUAGGCUAAUUGGAAGGCAGGCGCGAAUUAUUAAUUUUCUAGUUUCUAGGCUACUUUUCUGCUUCUUGUCAUGAGUUUGUACCGUGGUAUGAUAUCAUAUAAACAAACGCUAAAUUAACAGUAGGUAGAUAUUGUUUUGCUGUUUUCACUUCAAAAAUUAGGGUUUCACGAUGUUAGAAUGCCCAGAACGGAGCUUGUUCAAAUAAGUAAUAUAAUUUAUAAUAUAAUAAUAUAUAUUUUAAACUUUGGGAAGGGCAUCGAGCUCUCUAGGGGCUGCCCCUUAACCCCCUUCCCCUCCCCCCGUGUAGAAACUAAACGUACCCUCUUGAGCUCUAUCAAUUACAUUAUAAAUUUGGCACAGAAGAGUUUCUAUGGAUGCUGCACAUAGUAUAACAGUGUAUAUUAAAAUUAUAUGGGAUGUAAAUAAAACAAGCACUCAAGCACUUAAUCACCGUUUACUUGUUUUUUACCUAAUUUGAAAUGUCAGUGAAAAAAGAGGUAAAUGUUCUUUUUUUAAUAUUUUGCCAUAAUAAUUUUUAUUUCAAAUUGUGUUUUUAAUUCCAUGCAGCAAUACAACAGAAUCUUGAUUUUGAAAUAUUGUCUUUGAUUAUAAGUUAUAAAUUAAUAAAAAAAUAAGUUUUAAAACCAUUGAAAGUGUUAGCAGGAGCAGGGAAAAAUGUUAAAACCAUUGAAAGUGUUAGCAGGAACAGGGAAAAAAUGGGAAAUAUGUUGAUAAUACAGAAAUAAAAUCCUCCAUCCUGCUUCAGGGAUUAGUUAUGAAUAGCUACCAAAAAUUAAAGUUCGAAACAUUUUCGAGAAGAUCGACGUUUCGAGCCCACUAUUUUAUAUAAAAAUUGUAAAUAAAGAUGUAUUUAUUUAUUCAAAAGGAUCGUAUAGGUACGUAAAUAUGUAUAUAAAAGUAACGAAUUUGUAGAAAGUGCUGAAAGUAUAUAACUUUUAAAAUAUCCAUUUAAUGAGAAAUUAAAUUGUUUAAUAUAUUUUUCUUUAAUGAACAUGUAUUUUCGUUUUAUUGAGACAGACCAAUUUAAAAAAAAAAGAAAUAGAAUCUCACCAUGUUAUUUUCAUGCAUGCGAAAGAGCGUCAGCAAGUUUAUUCUUCGUUAAAUGUUACAAUUUUUAGUUAAUUUAGUUAAUAUGUACAGCUACACAUAUACCUAUAAUUAUUUCUUCAUAUCCAUAUUGCUUUUGUUAUUAAUUUAAUAACAACUGAAAUAAAUUUAGUCGAUUAUGUCAACUAUAAAGUGCACUGAAGCAUUGAAUAAAAUAAAACAAAAUGAAACACACAUUUUUCAUUAAAUGAACUAUUAGUUUGCAUUAAAAAUGUGAUCAUAUUAGAGAAUAAAUAGUAUCUACCUAUACAUAAUUUUUUAAUGCAACGUAAUGUGGACAUGUUAAAUGUUUAAGACAACUAAAUGUUUUCUGCUUUGCAACAUUUUGCUAAAUCUCUGCGUCACACAUGCGCGUACGUAUUUAUCGAAUUUUUACUAUUAUGCGAUCUAUUAUGCCGAGUUAUUCGUCAUUUAUCAGAUACCUUACUCCACACACACGAUUUUUCGUUAAGUUCAGUUGAGACCGGAAAAUCGGCGAAUAGCGACCCAAAAUAUCAUUAUAUUGACAUCAUUUAUUUUAAAAGUUAUUAACUUUUCUGAAGAUAUAUAGUAAUGAUGUAACAAUUGCAGUAAUGUUUUUAUUGUUGGUAUACAUGCUUCUAAAAAAAUAGAAAAAAAGACAGUCUAAAUAACUUGCUCUUUUUCUAUAAGUA
Molecule: messenger RNA, 4091 nt
Organism: Anoplophora glabripennis (Asian longhorned beetle)
Lineage: Eukaryota; Metazoa; Arthropoda; Insecta; Coleoptera; Cerambycidae
Product: CD63 antigen-like
Exons: 5
Cellular component (GO): membrane
Molecular function (GO): nucleic acid binding
Source: RefSeq, a predicted model, not a curated record